CCUUCCCCAUCACAGAUUUAUAUAGUGAGUCCAAUGGUCGGUGAUCCUGUUGGGAAACUGUUUCUGAAACCUCCGUUCCUUUGGAAGCUUCAGUACUUCCUGUGAUUGUCAUCCGGUCUUCAGAAGCUGUUUAUUCUGUGCCUUUUGAGUUGAAAUUUAAUUUAAGAAAACGAGUAAAUUUACAUUAAUAGAGUCGAAGAGUAUGGAGAGUGAGAAUGUCUGUAAUGUUGCAUGUUCAGUAUAUUCAACGAAGGUUUGUUCAUCCUGGAAUUUUGAAAACCACUCAAAGUUUGCAUUCUCUUCCCAGAUGCAUUUAUUAAUAUUUAUGGGUUUCAGGGGCUUUCUAGAAGUUUUUUAGAAUGUGAUGCAAACUUUGUUUGGUCUUUAAAUUUACCUUGUCAGAAAUUAUAACAGUCAAAUUCAAUGCUUUUACUUGAAGGCAAUAUGAGAAGCUGCAGUUAUGUCAUACUGCUCAUAUAAUUAUAAAUAAUUGUCAUCUAGCAGCAAUACUCUAGAUCCCAUCACCACCAUGAUGGGAGUUCAAAUGAUUUAUACUUCUGCCCAUUGUUUUUAUUAUACUUUAACCUUCUCAUCCUCCUUGAUUUUGUUUCACAAUUCAGACAUUUCUUAUUACCAAGUUGGCAAUUUCGUAAUCUAAUAUAGGGAACUGUUCGAGUAUGAUUGGACUAUGCCAUUUUAUUGCGGUGAUAUAUGUUUACGAUCUUUUACGCUCAUUUGAAUCUGCCGCUUCUGCACUGUCAUUUGUUUCGAGACAGGCAGCGCCGCUGCGGCAUAAUACAAAGGUUCGGUAAUUUGCAGGCAGCGUAGUGCGCAUGAAAUUACGCCUUAGUGGUCAUGGCCGAUUGUACGUUAUCAGUAAUCAUAAUUAUUGCUUACGCAAAUGUCAUUCAUACUCCUAUGACCAUGGUCGAUCCCAUGACAAGUCCUUCGCUCUGUUUCGCGUUGGAGUUACGGCUAGCGACGGUCUGAAGACGUUCUGUGAAACAGGGCAGUCUGACGGCUUGGAGGCGCAGAGUCAGGGUGAAGGAGGUGUGUUUGAUGAAUUCAACGGUCCAGCUAUUUCUACAGGGCAGGGGAACUCUCGAACCGAAUUCUUCGUGGACGGAAACCACACCAAGGUCUCUGUUGCCGUUCGGAUCGUACCUUCUCCUGACUGGUUCGUGGGACUUGACAGCUUGGAGUUGUGUAAAAAUGGAUUUUGGAUUGAUGCUCUAUCGGUUCAGGCGGGUCCGAUGGAUGCCGGUACAGACAGUGGGUUCACAUUUACAGCACCUAACUGGCCAAGUGAACCACGGCAGAAGAUCAGCCACAUUACAGCGCAAGAGCCCAGCCAUCCCGCCAACUCAUUCCAUUACCCCGACAAGAAACGACUACCGCCCAUCGCAACCUUCCAUUUCCACAAGGACAAAGUGUACCGGCUGAGUGAAGAGACCCGUCACUCGCCCAAUGACAUCCAAGUUUACACAGUGGACGACUUGGAGGCGGUACUGCGUCAGGAUGAUAUCAGCAAUGAUGUCCUGCCAUCUAUCGUGCACGAGCAGACCCAGCGUCCGAAAUUGAACAAGCAUCGACGGAUGAGGAAGGGGGCGCGUCGGGCAGUGGCAUGCCAGGUGGGCGAGUGGGAAACCUGGUCACCGUGCAGCGUGUCUUGUGGCAUCGGAGAGUCCGUAAGAAGUCGACAGGUUCUGAAACGCUCCCGCCGGGGGGGUCAACCUUGCCCUCCUCUGACUGAGACCAAGUGGUGCGGUGAACACACGGCCUGUCCUCAAAGGUUUUUCAACUGGUGACCCUUCUUCCACACUGCAUACUAACGACAAAACGAGCAAUUGAAAACACUUCUAACCAAAAAGUCAGAUUGGAGUCUACUGGCUUUCUUGUUUGAAUGCAGACACUGCACUGAUGUUUGAUGUUCAGAUGGUGCUGUGGUGAAGCUUGUAAGGUGUGAUGGAAGAUGGGAGGGGUCAAGAAACUGCCACUGCUUUUUGUAGCAGUGCUUGACUCUAAAUUACCAGACACACACAUAAAAUGCCUAUCCUGAACAGUUCAUAAAUGUGAGUUGUGAAAAAGGAAAUCCUUCUUCUUUUUCUGGCUUAACAAUGUUUGUACAUUUUCCGGUACCCUUUUACGGGUCCCAAAUUUUUCAUUAGCUUUGAUCUAUAGACAUUUGGUAGGACUCCUUGGACGAGGGAUCGGCCCGUCGCAAGGCCUCUACCUGUACACAGGACAGCACGACACAGAAAAAAUCCAUGGCUUGAGUGGGAUUAGAACCCACAGUCCCCACGACCAAGCGGCACAAGGAUAAAGGAAAUACUGGUCUUCAAAAAAAUCUAGGGUCACUGCUUUGAAACUUCCUGAUAUGUGAGAUAUUUCAUUACGGAAGGAAAUCCACUCAUUUUCAUAUCUACGUAGUUAAUGAAAGAUGUGAGGUUGUCAUGGCAACAAGUAUGUCUGGGUUGUAGUGCUGUGUAGUUGUAUAGUUGAUGAUUUACUUUUAUGUUUUGACCAGCUAUUUCUCUUCUUAUUUAUGACAAAUCAUGUUUUUCUACAUGUAACAUGAUCUCAUAUGAAUAAUAUAAAUGUAAUGGUUUACGCAGACGCUGAAGGACUGGUUCGAAAGGUUUAAAAAUCAAGAUAUUGGUCUUAGUCCUUCAUCUAAAUGUUCUUACAAAUGUUUUGGCAUGGCAGAAGAAGAGAUGAUAUGAAGAUUUCUGUCUUCUGGUUUGUUGCACUGUGUAGUCUGGUCGAUGACGGAGGCAGUAUGACCUCUGAAACGUUGGUAAACAUCGACCAGACUACACAGCGCAACAACCCAGAAGACAGAAAUCUUCAUACUCACCACUGUGAAAACCUCAAAUCAUACAAGAGACGACACGGUUAACAUAAAAAUUAUUUGUCAAGAAGUAAGGUUAACAUGAUGAGUAAACUGUAAAGGAAAACAGCAAUCAUUAAACAGGUCAGCCUUCUAGUUCUUUUUGCUGUAGUUCUCAUAAAGUCAAUCAGAGUAACCUGAAAUUCCAUACUGUUUAAGAACUGCCAAUAUUUUACUAACCCUUUACGGCUCAAAUUAUUGAUAUAGAAAACUUGUAAUGGGUUCCGUUUAUUUUAUUUCAAUUUAAAAUGUGGACUGGAACUUGAUUGCCCUAGUGAUUAAAACUAUUGUAAAGAAUCACAUCCAAGGGCAAAUUUAUUUGAACAAUUAAGAAACGACAUUGUUUUUAAAUGUGGACUGAGUCAAAUUGAAACUCUGAAAAGGUUAAGGUAGACUGGCACAGUGAGGUUUUAUUUAAAUAUUGGGCUACCAGCCAUGUUAGUGGUUGAAUGGAGAAAACACCAACUGAAUUUCAGUACCCUGAGGAUGAGGAUGGUUCUUGAAAUGUUGGUGUUUUCUCCAUUCAACACCCUGACAUGGCUUGGUAGCAAGAGAAGAAUUCAUUAUACUUAGUCACCAUGAGAGCUUCAGAUCAUACAAAUAUCCAUUGCUUCUGCUUUUGUUUCUCGUCGUGUUUCAGCAUAAAAUGUUUUAAAAUAUGAUUUAUAAUUUUAUGCAUUGUUUUGGCAUCUUUUCUUUUUCCUUUCAUAAUGUGAUUAUUUGAGAAAAUUAUUGCCUUGAUCUGUACAUAAAUUUUCCUUCUGAAUUUACCUCACUUCCCAAAUAAGCAAAUUUCUCUACCUCUUUAACCAAUGUCUCAUUAACUCUUAUUCUGACUCUCUUUGAAACUGUCAAAUUCAAAAGUGAUAUGCAUAUAUUAAUGUUAUGAUGCAUUGCCUUCUUUUGUCUCGUCUAACAUUAACACAGUUUUGAAAGUAUUAUUACUGUCUCAGCUGCACUGAAGUCCCUUGUGGUAAGUAGACUGGUGAAAAGCAGGUGUAGGCAUGAUCAGGUUAAGUAAGCAUAAAAAUUCAUAAACAAUUUAUAUUCAAAAAAUAUUAAUUUUGUUGUCAUAUUGGUGAACUUCCUAAGAUAUGAUGUAAAAUAUAUGUACCUUAUGACAGGUUUUAUAGAAGUUAUAUUUUCGUGUAAAUCAAAAAUAUACUAGAAGGUUGGUUAUCAUUCA
Molecule: messenger RNA, 4076 nt
Organism: Zootermopsis nevadensis
Lineage: Eukaryota; Metazoa; Arthropoda; Insecta; Blattodea; Termopsidae
Product: spondin-2
Biological process (GO): cell adhesion
Cellular component (GO): extracellular matrix
Source: RefSeq, a predicted model, not a curated record